Molecule: messenger RNA, 291 nt
Organism: Hydatigera taeniaeformis
Lineage: Eukaryota; Metazoa; Platyhelminthes; Cestoda; Cyclophyllidea; Taeniidae
Source: the annotation of a GenBank genome assembly
GCAUUACUUCCUCUGAGUCGUGCUGGUGUACCGGCAAUUCCUCUUUCAAGUCCAAGUGUGCUACUUUCACGUAGUAUCUUGACGAGGCCAGCAUUUGUGCAGAAGCUGUACGACAGGCUGGAUGCUGCUGAGCGUAGUAUUGAUGAGGAGGGAAAGCCUGGAACAAAUCUCCCCUUUGACACCAAAAAUCCUCGCCGUUUGGCUUUGACAAUGAUACUCUUUAUUGGAAUUGCGUUUAACAUACCAUUCUUUAUCACCUAUUCUCAGAUGAAAGCCGCCAAGAGUGGAUAG